AUGCCGACAAAUGGUAACGUAUGCCGAGUGAGCCUAUCAACAUAUGCUUAUAGCAAUGCAUACAAAGGCAUGAGGCUACAGCUACCCAACCUAGUGCUCAUAGAGGCAAUUUGUCGAGCAAUUGAAGGGAAGCUUUUAAGGACAUCUCAGAUUUUCAAAGGUUACAAAGAUCUCCAAACUGCAACUAAUAAUUAUUCGCUGACGCUAGGCCAAGGAGGUUUUGGCUCAGUUUACCAAGGGAGUCUCCCAGAUGGGACUCAACUGGCUGUGAAGAAGUUGGAAGGCGUUGGUCAAGGAAAGAAAGAGUUUGGAGCUGAAGUUAGUAUCAUUGGCAACAUCCAUCAUCUGCACUUGGCCCUGCUCAGAGGCUUCUGUGCAGAAGGAAGUCAUCGACUUCUGGUUUACGAUUACAUGGCAAAUGGAUCUCUUGAUAAUAGGAUUUUCAAGAAAAACAAUGGAGAAUUCAUAUUGGAUUGGGAGACAAGAUUCAACAUACAUUGUUGUGACAUAAAGCCUGAAAACGUUCUCCUCGACACUAGUUACCUUGCCAAAGUCUCAGAUUUUGGUUUGGCAAAGCUAAUGACCAGGGAGCAGAGCCAUGUUUUCCCAAAGCUAAGAGAAACCCAUGGGUACCUUGCACCGGAGUCGAUCACCAACUGCCCAAUAUCAGAGAAGAGUGAUGUGUGCAGCUAUGGAAUGUUGUUGCUAGAGAUCAUCGGGGGGAGAAUUGGGGGGAGAAAGAACUAUGACCCGACAGAAACUUCAGAAAAUUUUCCAUCUUAUGCCUUCAAGAUGUUGGAAGAAGGCAAAAUGAGGGACAUCCUGGACACAAAACUAGGAAAAGAUGAAGCAGACACGAGGGUACACAUCCAUUACGGUUGCUCUGUGGUGCAUACAGGAAGAUAUGUCUUUGAGACCAUCAAUGACGAAGGUUGUCCAAAUGCUUGA
This is a messenger RNA of Pyrus x bretschneideri (Chinese white pear), 948 nucleotides long. RefSeq names its product G-type lectin S-receptor-like serine/threonine-protein kinase SD2-5. NCBI's taxonomy places the organism in Eukaryota, Viridiplantae, Streptophyta, Magnoliopsida, Rosales, Rosaceae. The coding region runs from base 1 to 948 and encodes 315 amino acids. The transcript is spliced from 3 exons. Gene Ontology annotation, molecular function: protein kinase activity; ATP binding. The record is from RefSeq and is a predicted model, not a curated record. Gene Ontology annotation, biological process: protein phosphorylation.